AUGGCUGUGGCUCCCCUGGGAAGACAAACCUGCUGGACUGCCCGAGGUAGUGGAGGAUUAAGACGCCAGGCGUUUUACCGGACGUUCUCCGUCUCUGCACACCGCAAGCAGAUUCUAAGCGCGGCAUCCCUCCCUGACCGAAUCACCCCUCAUUACCAACAGAGGUCGAAGACCGGUUCGCUGCUCUCACUGCACUGGCCGCAGCCGCCCCGGAACGUGCUGCUCAUGCCUAAGCUACACGCACCACACGUCACAGUAAAGGCCAUCGAGUUUGCCAAGCACAUCUACAACAACUAUCCGGGGCUCAACAUCGUCUUUGAGAGCCACGUCGCCAAUGACAUCCACGAGGCUCUCCCGUUCCCCAUCUACGUCGUCGACCCAGGCCUUGCCACGACCCUUUUUCCCCAGAAGAUUGAUCUUGUUACAACCAUGGGCGGAGACGGCACCAUUUUGCGAGCCGCCAGCCUAUUUUCCACGCACAACAGUGUCCCGCCAAUCCUCUCCUUUAGCAUGGGAACCAUCGGCUUUCUGGGUGAGUGGAACUUCAAUGAGUACAAGCGCGCUUGGCGGGAAUGCUACAUGAGCGGCUGCUCGGUGGCUGUUGAAGACCUCGUUGAUCCCCACACAAGCGCGGCCGUGAAGGGCACAUCACCUUCAUCGGAAAGCCAACUUGACUUCUCCCCUACCCCGGGGGGCUGGGACAGCGUCCGCGGCAAUGGCCAGUGUAUGGGCCUAGCCCGCAGUUCCAAAAUUCUCCUGCGCAACCGGCUGCGGGUCGGCAUCUACGAUAGCGACGGCCGUAACAUCAACGAGCAACUCCUACCUACUUCAACCGCCGAACCCGACCUCGGCCCGCCAGGUAACUCUACCUCCUCCUUAGACUCAUCCAACAAAGACAGCGAGAGCAGCGGCAGAAGCAGCAGUAGCAGUACCAGAGACAGAAAACUUCUCACCACUGACUCCGCCCUGUCACCCCCUUACAUACACGCCAUCAACGAAGUCUCCAUCGACCGCGGCUCCCACCCCCACCUCGCUAUCAUCGACAUCUAUAUCAACUCCCAUUUCCUCACCGAAGCCGUUGCCGACGGCAUCCUCAUCAGCACACCCACAGGCUCCACCGCCUACUCCCUCAGCGCCGGCGGCUCCAUCAUCCACCCACUCGUCAAAUCGCUCCUCCUCACCCCCAUCAGCCCACGCAGCCUCAGUUUCCGGCCCCUAGUCUUACCCCUCCAAACCCAAAUUGUUCUCAAACUCAGCAAACGCAACCGCGGCCGCGAGCUCCCCGUCAGCAUCGACGGUAAGCGCCGGGUCGGUGUGACGAUCGAUAUGGAGGUGCGCGUAGAAGGGGAACCGUUGGAAAAGGGACCGGACGGGUGGCGCGGUGGCGUGCCGUGUGUGAUUCGGUCGACGUCGAAACGGGGCCGGGGCGGUGCUGGCGGGGAUAUGGACGGCAUCGCCGAGGAUGAUGAUUCGUGGGUGGGCGGAUUAAACGGGCUGCUAAAGUUCAACUAUCCUUUUGGUGAACCCGGUGAAGAGGCGUAG
Messenger RNA from Dichotomopilus funicola, 1542 nucleotides. Its product is annotated as ATP-NAD kinase-like domain-containing protein. Gene Ontology annotation, molecular function: NAD+ kinase activity. NCBI's taxonomy places the organism in Eukaryota, Fungi, Ascomycota, Sordariomycetes, Sordariales, Chaetomiaceae. The record is from RefSeq and is a predicted model, not a curated record. Bases 1 to 1542 code for a protein of 513 amino acids. The transcript has a single exon. Gene Ontology annotation, biological process: NAD+ metabolic process; NADP+ biosynthetic process.